Bemisia tabaci is the source of this 3045-nucleotide messenger RNA. RefSeq names its product fatty acyl-CoA reductase wat. The record is from RefSeq and is a predicted model, not a curated record. Gene Ontology annotation, biological process: long-chain fatty-acyl-CoA metabolic process. Lineage: Eukaryota; Metazoa; Arthropoda; Insecta; Hemiptera; Aleyrodidae. Gene Ontology annotation, molecular function: alcohol-forming very long-chain fatty acyl-CoA reductase (NADP+) activity. Gene Ontology annotation, cellular component: peroxisome.
GUAUCGAUUUUCCGAAAUCGAUUCAUUUGAAAAAAUCGCCAUCCCUAGAUUGUUCUCUGCUCGGGAACUGAGGCACAUCCGCCACACGAACCCGCGUUCAGCGGCGCAAGAGCCAAUCAGACGCAUCGAUUCCGAUUACUCGCAACAAACGCUUUCUAUUGGCUGUUGAUUUGCUUCGCGCGGGUUUCGAUCGUUGAUCGAUAGUCAGUCUUCACUCGCACCCAACUCCAUCGGCUUCUAAAUCUGUGGUGGAGAAAAAGUUUUGAGACUGAAUACUGUUUUUUAAGUGUUUUCCCUUCUUUUGGACGUGUGUGUUUUUCUGAACCAACAUCCCGCAAACAUCAUCCAUUUUCGGUCGGAGUGUUACAAGUGUCAAGUCAAAAUUCGUCGCACAUCCCCCGUUUCUUCGACCGAUUAAUUUUAGUCAAAGAGCAUUUUAAGUCCAACUUGUGCUCCUUUUCUAUUGUUCGCGCGUUUUUCACAAGCUAAAAGCAUUUAACUUCACUUGUUUUACUGGUGUGAAUCUUGAACAUAUAAUGCACGUUUUAUCCGCCUUCGAGAGGCAAAUUAAGAACAUUCCGUGUUCGAUAGCGGGCGCAAAUUUUUUGCGAUAUAAGUGACGAGAAUUUGGAGGGGGAAUUCGCGUUUGGAUUGACUGUGGAUGCGGAGCUUAAAGAAAAUCAACGGGAUAUUUUAAUUUCCGUGCAGCGAUCAAUAACAGCGAAGGGGACACAAGGAUGGAUUACUUCGAUAACAGAGAUGAUCUGGAGCUGCUAACUGCAAAGAAAGUUACCCAAGAUGACUCUCCGAUUUUGGAGUUUUACAAGGGCAAAAAUAUAUUGAUAACGGGUGGCUCUGGUUUUUUCGGAAAAGUUUUACUGGAGAAAUUGCUCAGGACAUGUGGAGGUGUGAACAAAAUUUACCUCUUGAUGCGUCCAAAACGAGGCAAGACGCCUUCGGAGCGGAUGAAAGAGCAAUUCAACGAUUUGCUCUUCGAAAAAAUGAAGGAGCAGACCCCGAACUACCUCUCGAAAGUGGAGCUAGUCGAGGGAGAUAUGAGUGAAGACAGAAUAGGACUCUCUGAUGCAGAUUACGACAAAUUAAUGCGAGAGGUGCACAUUAUAUUCCACGCCGCCGCGUCGCUUCGAAUGGACGAGCACUUGCGAUACGCGUAUCAGACAAACGUUACCGCGACCAAAUUUCUUCUGGAAAUGGCUCGAAAAAUGCCACAACUAAAGUCUAUGAUUCACUUUUCGACGGCCUAUUCGCAUGCUCAUAGAAAACACUUUGGAGAGAGAUUUUAUUCCACUGAGUUGACUUCCGAGGAUAUUCAACAACUUUUUGAGAAUCUGGAUGAUUGGCAGAUUGGAGCUAUCACCUCUAAAGUUGUAGGUAAGUGGCUGAAUACAUAUGGAUACACAAAAGCAUUAGCAGAAAAUAUGGUGCAAACUUAUCGGGAGAAAUAUGGCCUACCAGUAGCUGUUGCUCGACCAUCAAUUGUGGUGAGUACCUACAAAGAUCCGGUGAGAGCUUGGAUCAACAAUGUUUAUGGCGCUACAGGUGUUCUGGCUGGUGCUGCUUUGGGUGUUCUGCACACGUUCUACUGCGACAAAUACAAAAGAGCAGACCUUAUUCCGGUUGAUUACGUAAUACAUGCAUCCAUAGCAAUGGCAUGGCAGAUUGCCAAUCAAGAGUUAAAGCCUGGAAAGGAUCCAGUUUUCAAUUUGGUAUCUACUCACUAUCACAAAGACUUAACAUGGGAUAAAUUCAUGUGGUUUAAUGAAAAUGCACAUGUGCAACAAGGUCUGGAGGCAACUGUGGCGGUGUGGCCAUAUUCUUUCAGACUAGAGAACUGGAGACUUAAAUACGAAAUCGAAUGCGUUCAGAUGCAUAUCAUACCAGCCAUAAUUUUUGACACGAUGCUCAGGUUGGCUGGAAAACCUCCAAUGUUGCUGAGAACUUUCAGAAAAGUGAUCAGUUUUGUGUCAUUUUUCUAUCCUUAUUGCCAAAGAGAGUGGGACUACGAAAGUAAUAAUGUUGCUGAACUGAAUUCAGAACUUACACCAUAUGAAAGGGAGAUUUUUCAAUUUGACAUUAAAAAAGUUGAUUGGAAUGAUUUCUUCUGGUACUACAUGAGAGGUCUACGCUUGUACGUUGUGAAAGAUGAUAUGAGCACCUUACCCGAAGCUCGAAUUAAAAGUAGAAGGAAAAAAGUGUUACAUAAGGCUCUCCUGAUUUCAAUUUAUGCAUUCCGUGCAUACGUAGUUUACCUGGCCGUUUCUUUCAUCUGCAGUUGUAUCAAAUCACGAUUCAUUGUGGUGUAAUUCAAUAAUCAAACAACUACUGAGAUACGUUUCUCUUUAUCAACAGCCUCAGGAAUCAUCUUAUUUUAUACUAAUAUUAAAACAUUCAGGAUAGGCAAUUUUUAGAUGUCAUAAAAGACAUCUGUAAUUAAAGCAACAUUUUUCUGACAUCUUAAAGGAGCUCAUAUAGCAUAAACAGCUCAUUGACAGUUUCCUCAAAAAAGAGAAGCACAAGUCUUGUUGUUCAAAAAGUAUUGGUUCAAUGAUCAGCUCAAUUAUUUUGUGCGUUUACUCAUCUCCUAGGGGUUGUCUAAGAUAAAUGAACAAUUUUCUGACCAAGUCUCCCAGUAUCAACCUCUCUUACGGGAAGAGGUGACGAUAAGUUUCUGCGCCUCAAGACACCUAAAUAUACCCAAAGCAAGACACCCAAGACUCUUAAAAAUACCUUUUUGCUCAUGGCUUGAUACAGAAAUACUUUAAAGAUUCAAGGGUUCCUGAAAACCUUCGGUUUGUAGCAAUGUUAGGAUGGUGAAGUUAAGUUAGACUGAGUUCUUCUGCUGUCAUGUCUAUUUAAAGCUCUUCAAAAUUAUAAAAGAUUCUCAGGAUAAUUUAGGAAAAAAACGAGAGUGUCAAAUGCACUGGCCCUCCAUCUUCAUCCAUGUUUAGCUUUCAAUGUUGUUGUACAAAUAUUCAGAUGUGUUUUUCUCAGAAUUUUAAUGAGUUAUAUUCCUACAUUCUCCCC